AUGCUCUCAGAAACCUGGCAGGAAGGCUGGGCUGUGCAGAGUAAUCUUUCAGGUCAGGCCAGUUUCUUCCCUGCCUGGCUCUGGAGGUUGCCACACACAGCUAGCAGGGAGGGUGCCAGGCAGGUAAGACAGGAAGGCAGAGGGCCAUGGACCUUGAAAGGUUGCAGUGAUCCAACAGGGCUGCUGGUGGGAAGAGGCCAUGGAACAGCCCCCACACCUGGGAUUGGCCCACCCCAGUCUGCUGGCAGGAGAGGCCUACUGCAGAUCCCAUCGGCCAAGGAAUUUCAGCUGCUGGGAUCCAGAUUUUCUACCAUGGCUCCUGCCCUUUGGAACAUCUUGCCACAAGAAGAAAGUCCACUGCCUUAUCAGGAGGUCCUGAGCCCUGUCCUCUAUGCCUUCACACCUGCUGUCUCUCAAGUAGCCCCAUCAGGUGAGACCAUUCAAGGUGCCACCCUCAGACCGUAUGCUACAGAAACCAGACCAAGCUCUCCGCCCUGCAUAGCUGGUGCAAGUCCAAGUGCUUCCUCCAGCCCUGCUGCCAAGGUAUUCUGGGGAAUGGGCCCGAAGAGGGUGGCCCUCAUCGUCUGCCUUCUUGUCCUCAUUGUGCUGCUGAUUGCCCUCAUCCUGCUCUUUUUGUUCUGGCGGUCCAGCACAGGCAUUGUGUACAAGCAGCCAGCGGAGAGCUGCAGUGACCAUGCUGUGCGGUGUGAUGGGGUUCCUGACUGUUCUCAGAGGACCGAUGAACUGGACUGUGUGCGCUUUGGGUGGAACCAGUCCUUGCUCCAUGUCUACUCAGGAGCAGAGAGGGAGUGGCUGCCUGUCUGCAGCCAAGCCUGGACUGAGGCCUUCUCCCGAAAGACCUGUCAGCAGCUUGGAUUCCUUAAUGCUUCCGACACAGAAUAUGUCCCUCUGGCCUUUUCUGGGAAAAGUCUCAUGGUUGGCGAGAUGCGAAAAACCAUUCAGCAGAGUCUCAACAGCUCCCAGUGCCGUUCUGGAAAGCAUGUUUCUCUCCGAUGCACAAACUGUGGGCAACGGAUAUCUGGCCGCAUUGUAGGAGGCACUGAAGCAUCUGCCAGUAAAUGGCCUUGGCAAGUGAGCCUCCAGUAUGGCUCUGCUCACAUCUGUGGUGGCACUAUCAUUGAUGCACAGUGGGUGCUGACCGCAGCCCACUGCUUCUUCAUAAAUAGCGUGAAAAUACUGGAUGAAUGGAAGGUAUAUGCUGGUACCUCUGAUCUCAAGCAGACGAAGGAGGGGAUCCUGGUCUCUGAGGUCAUCAUUAAUGCUAAUUACAGUGAUGAUCACGAUGACUAUGACAUUGCCCUGAUGAAGCUCUCCCAGCCCUUGGUCCUCUCAGCUCAGGUUCGCCCAGCUUGCCUUCCCAUGUCAGGCCAAAGGUUUCUUCCUGGGAGGGCCUGCUUCAUCACAGGCUUUGGCAAAAUCAGUGAAAAUGAAGAGAAUACAUCACCCAAGCUGCGGGAAGCAGAAGUGGAGAUCAUUGACUAUCGGCUCUGCAACAGCCGUAAGGUCUACGAGGGAUUCUUGACUCCCCGGAUGAUGUGUGCUGGGUUUUUGCAAGGAGGCAAAGACUCUUGCCAGGGUGACAGCGGUGGCCCCUUGGUUUGUCAGGACAAUAAUCGAUGGUACUUGGCUGGGGUCACCAGCUGGGGAACUGGCUGUGGCCAGCGAAACAAGCCAGGCGUCUAUUCCCAAGUGAUCAAGUUUCUUGGUUGGAUUUACAGCCAAAUGGAGAAUCAGACCUCCUAGAAGAAGACGACAACCGCACCCCUUUCUGGGGAAGCGGAACAAGAUUGUGAAGGUGGGGCGACUGCACCUUCUUGCCCUUGGGUUGCAAGGACACCGGUGGGGCAAGGGACACCUGGGCUCCUCCCAAUGUUCUCUGAGUCCCCCAGGCUGCUCUUGGAACCAGUUGGGGACUCUGGUUUGAAGGAUGCAGCUGGUGCUGAGGCUGGAGCCAACUGCUUAGCGAGACACGCUGGGGUAGGAUGGGAUGAUCUUGCUCUGUGGGAGUGUCCUUCUGAGAUCUGAUCACACGUGGGCACCAGAAAGCGCAGACUACAGAGCCCUCAGCAGACAGAACAGGGUCAGCUGCAACCCUUCCUAGGGCAGGAUCUGUCUGGCAGCACUACGGGCCCUUGGAAACUGGACUCGCUAGAACAGCCCUCUGCUGCCUCACUUCAGGGCUCCAGUACUUUUGCCUUGGCGGCCACUGUGACCCCUCCCCUGGAGAAGAGGAGGAACUGCACAAGGAACAAGCAGAUGUAAACCCCCCCCCAUGUUGACUUUUCACUCCCCAAGCACGCAUCUCCUUUCCUCUCUCAAGUCUUUUCCUGAAAAGGAACACCUUGUUUGCUGAAAACAGAA
Molecule: messenger RNA, 2382 nt
Organism: Pantherophis guttatus
Lineage: Eukaryota; Metazoa; Chordata; Lepidosauria; Squamata; Colubridae
Product: transmembrane protease serine 13-like
Biological process (GO): proteolysis
Cellular component (GO): membrane
Molecular function (GO): protein binding; serine-type endopeptidase activity
Source: RefSeq, a predicted model, not a curated record